Messenger RNA from Sordaria macrospora k-hell, 2508 nucleotides. RefSeq lists its product as uncharacterized. Gene Ontology annotation, biological process: protein modification process; protein catabolic process. Lineage: Eukaryota; Fungi; Ascomycota; Sordariomycetes; Sordariales; Sordariaceae. The record is from RefSeq and is a predicted model, not a curated record. Gene Ontology annotation, molecular function: protein-N-terminal asparagine amidohydrolase activity; protein-N-terminal glutamine amidohydrolase activity.
AUGCGGAUCGGGUGUCUUCAAUUCGCACCCCAAGUCGGGGAUGUCUCCAACAACCUCAGUCGUGCCGACGCCGUCUUGGCCAAGGCCGAUCAGAGGGAACUGGAGGAUCUAGACCUACUCGUCCUUCCCGAGAUGGCCUUUUCUGGAUACAACUUCAAAUCUCUAGACGAAAUACAGCCCUUCCUCGAACCAUCGGGAUCUGGAAUCAGUGCAUUAUGGGCACGUACAAAUGCUCUCAAGUACGAUUGUACUGUCGCCGUCGGCUAUCCCGAAAGGGUCGGGUCUUCAGGCUCACCUCGUGGAUCCUCUCCCGAGUACUACAACUCACUGCUUGUUGUCAACGGUGACGGCGAAACUGUUGCAAACUACCGCAAGUCUUUCCUCUACUACACUGACCAGACUUGGGCCCUGGAAGGUGGAGGAUUCUAUGGUGGUAGAAUGGAGGGCUUGGGCAAUGUAGCCAUGGGAAUUUGUAUGGACAUCAAUCCCUACAAAUUCGAGGCACCCUGGCACAAGUUCGAGUUCGCUUUCCACGUCCUUGAAGUUCGAGCAAACCUAGUCAUUCUAUCAAUGGCCUGGCUUACCCAUGAGGAUCCUGAAACCUUCACUCCUCUCGCCAAGGAACCCGACCUGGCAACCAUGACAUACUGGCUUCAACGAUUUGAGCCCGUUAUUCGAGGCGAAAGCGACGAGGAACUCAUUGUUGUUUUCUGCAAUCGCUGCGGCAUGGAAGACGAUGUCUUGUACGCAGGCACUAGUGCCGUUGUUGGCAUCAAGAACGGUGAGGUGUCUGUUUAUGGACUCCUCGGCCGUGGUUCCAAGGAGUUACUGGUCGUCAACACCGAUGCUCCGCCCUAUGGAAAGCUCGUCAAUCGCCCUGACGCCACUACCGAGAACAAUGAAGAGCACUUGCCCCAGACAACCCCUGGCACUACUGGGAAUCCAGUUUCUCCCGGCCAAGCCAACACAACCUCCCCAUAUUCCCCUGUGAGAACACAUACACAAUCAGAGGCAGCAGUGCAAGCCGCAGCUUCUAACAGACAUAUAGGGGCAGACAGACGCAGCCCAGUCGAGGCCAGAAGACGACCAACCUUGAACAUACCUUCGAAGCCUUCUCGCCUCGUGGAAGACGAGGAAGAGGAUUGUAGCGAUUCAUGCGCGGAGGAGUACGCUGGUUGCCAGGGCAACUGUGGAGGAUGUGGCAAGCACGCUUACGUAGGACGGGCAGAAGCUGUAGAGAGCCCGGUGUAUCCCAGUCCGACUGUCAUGGCUAUGCGACCCAAAAUUCCCAUUCACAAAAGUGCACAUACACUUCCCCCCAUCACUACAAAGCGGAUGCCAUCCGGAGUCAAGCCUGGAAACUAUUUUACCAGUCGUGAUCUUUGUACUCCCCCCAUCACACCCUACGACGACGCACCUAUGUCAGCAGCCUACCGAACCCCAUUGCCUUUUUCGCCUGCUGUGAACACACCGGUUGAGCCGAACUGGCCUGUGUCGGCCAGGACUGACUACAGCCGCCAACCAUCCCACACUCCUCCCUCGAGGUCAGCCAGCAGAUCUACACACAAAUCUGGUGGCAGAUCGCGCAAUCCCAGCCGAACAAGGGGCCCGGAGAUGCUCUCACCUGUCACGAGCCAUCACUCCUACCAGUCGGCCCGCGCUGGUCAAACAGACCAAUACCCAAGGCGGGCAAGACACGAAGACGAGAGGGAGCAUGAAUUCGGCGAACUAGGUGCAAGAAGGCCAGCAGCAAGGAAACCGGCCAAGACGGGCUUCGAUGACCUUUUCAACAUGAUCCCCAUCGCCGCAAGCCCCAGCAUCUUCAAGACUACGUUUUCCGAAGCAGAGAUAAACAACCAGCAGCAGCAGCAGCAGCGUGCCGGGCAGCCAGUCCAUAUGAGGCUAAUGGAAGAGCCGCAACCGCAAGUAGCUCCCCGUCAACGUCCCACGGUUGAACGGGUGCCCUCUAGACUCAGGAGUACAUCUGCAUCAAACCCCAAGAUACCGCCAUCGUUCAACUAUCCUCCACCCCCAGUCCCGCAAACGCCCCAAUAUACUCCUGCUUCAUACGCCUCGAGUUCCCGCUCAUCCAGCAGGAGCAGGCAGCCUUCGUACACAAGAAGAGGCAGUGAGCAACGCACAGUUCCAUCAACGCCGAGCACCCAAAGCCCGACGACGCCGCAUUAUCAUCAGCAGCAUUAUCAGCUUCCCACUACAACGUAUGGCAGUCAUAACAAUGUGCACCACCAACAAAAGCCAGUUCUCGACGAUGAACCCGAGGCGUUUUAUGGGCGAGGACCGGUAACACCAGUUGAAGAAUCAAUGAGAGGGAGGGAUAGUAGAGGUAGGAAGGUAUCCGCCCAGCAGCCGCCGUCUAGGAGGACACACUCUGUUGACCCUCACCACCGGGAUCCUGCUGUUGGAAAUGGCAACGCGAAUGGCGGUCGCGGGGCUAGAGUCAAUGGAAGGUAUUAUCCUCCGGAUUUGCUGUCGCCUGUUUCUGUCUGA